AUCACUGUCCUCGAGGAUUCCCUCCGCAAGCAUGGCCUCUCCUAGUGCCAAUACCGUGGCCCUCAUCAUCACUCCCCAACCCAUUCCGGCCUCGGAACUCUCUACUUUGACAACAGAACUGGUGGAUCUUCUCGGCAAUCUCCAAGCUGGCACUUCUCUGACUUCUCGCCAACUCUCUCCCACUGCCAUUGAGCUCCAUCUUACGUUACAGUCCUGUCCCUCCAACCUCCGCGAAUGUAAAACUCUCACGGACACCACACCUCUCAAGAAGUUUCAAGCCCAACAUAACCUCUCCGCUCUCAUCAUCCAACCCGCCACCCUCCAUGCCGCCCACCGCACCCCCGGCCUAAUCGUCUUCGACAUGGACUCAACUCUAAUCCAACAAGAAGUCAUCGACGAACUCGCCCGUCGAGUCGGGAAGUACGACCAAGUCUCCGCCAUCACGGAAGCAGCGAUGCGAGGCGAAGCUCCAUAUACGGACUUCGCAGCCUCGUUACGGGCGAGAGUCGGACUGCUGAAAGGUGUACCGGGCGAUGUAUGGGAUGGGCUAAAGAAGGAUGUCAUCACGUUUACGCCUGGCGCGAGGGAGCUUGUCAAGGGAUUGAGGCAGGCGGGAUGGAAAUCUGCCGUGCUGUCGGGUGGUUUCAUGCCGUUGGCGGAAUGGGUGCAAGCUGAGCUCGGGCUGGAUUUUGCGUUGGCGAAUUUCUUGGUGGAGGAGGAGGGGUUGCUGACGGGCGAGUUGUUGGAGGGCAAGGCUAUUGUGGAUGGUGCGAUGAAGGCGACUGUGUUGAAUGAACUCGCGGCGAAGUGGAGCGUUGAGAAGGAGAGGGUCGUUGCGGUUGGAGAUGGGUCGAAUGAUCUGCUGAUGAUGGAGGAGGCUGGUAUGGGUGUGGCGUUCAACGCGAAGGAGAAGGUGCAAGAGAGGGCGCCCGUGAGACUAAACGCCGGCAAAGGCGGUCUGAG
Molecule: messenger RNA, 963 nt
Organism: Zymoseptoria tritici IPO323
Lineage: Eukaryota; Fungi; Ascomycota; Dothideomycetes; Mycosphaerellales; Mycosphaerellaceae
Exons: 1
Biological process (GO): L-serine biosynthetic process; dephosphorylation
Cellular component (GO): cytoplasm
Molecular function (GO): L-phosphoserine phosphatase activity; magnesium ion binding
Source: RefSeq, a predicted model, not a curated record